AUGCAUCACGACGCAGGUCACGGCUCAACCAUGGCCUCUCCAAAUGUGUCCCUGGAGAAGCGACCUCCCAGGCAUAAGUCACACUCAACAGAAGAAUCAAAGAACAAACGUAUCUGCACCGCAGCAAGCAUAGCCGCUGCAAAGACGUCACAACGGGCGCCUACAAUCGAACGAGUUCUUACCAUCUCAGAAGAUGCCGUUUGGUCACUCCGCAAAUCAGAUCUCCGAAUCCACUUCCUCAUUCUUCAACAAUACACACAAUCACCUUCUAAUGCCAUGCCAAAACCCGACUCUGGUGGAGAUACCCACGUCGAGCCCAACGAGACCCACUCAGCCGAAAUUCUUCCCCCACUCCUACGCAUGCCGUUUGAAAUCCGCCAACUCAUAUAUCGCCAUCUACUGGCCCCUCCCUCUGAUGACCCCCGUCUUGGCCCCCACCCUCGCCAACUCCAAUCCCACAUCUAUCUCUCGCGAUCGUUCGAAAUCGCUGUCCUACAUCUUAACCGCCAAAUAUACCACGAAGCACUCCCAAUAUUCUAUGGCGACCCCUUUCAGACCAUCUCUUUGACAGUCAACUACAAUCUUUGGGCGCACAGAACGCAACGCUCUGAUUUGGUUCUCUCCUCAUUCCUCACCUCUUCCAUUCGAAAUCUAUCACUCUCCAUCCAACUCGGAAGCGAAAAACGUAAACAGAAACCCGAGGGCUUCGAAGCUGAGGCGAGAUUAGUAGAAGUAACUAAAGGGAUUAAGAAGUUGAGGAAAUGGUUAGCAGGGGCCGAUAUUCAAAUUUUGAGAAUUGGAUGGGAGGAGCCUCCACAAACUUAUACAUGGGAGCAGAAGAAAGACAUCUUGGAUGGAUUGAGAGCUUUCAAAGCAGUAAAGGUGGAGGCGGGGGAUAUCAAUUGGGGUCUGGAUUGGAAUAAGGGAAGGAAGUUCAGGUUUGACGUUGAGUAUUUGAAAGAAUUGGAACGAGAGCGAUCCUGA
Sclerotinia borealis F-4128 is the source of this 984-nucleotide messenger RNA. NCBI's taxonomy places the organism in Eukaryota, Fungi, Ascomycota, Leotiomycetes, Helotiales, Sclerotiniaceae. The record is from the annotation of a GenBank genome assembly.